This is a messenger RNA of Pygocentrus nattereri (red-bellied piranha), 1131 nucleotides long. RefSeq lists its product as uncharacterized. NCBI's taxonomy places the organism in Eukaryota, Metazoa, Chordata, Actinopteri, Characiformes, Serrasalmidae. Gene Ontology annotation, molecular function: integrin binding. Gene Ontology annotation, biological process: cell adhesion. The transcript has 6 exons. The coding region runs from base 35 to 1054 and encodes 339 amino acids. The record is from RefSeq and is a predicted model, not a curated record.
UUCCAUCCAGAACAGCGAGAGGUCGGGGUAGAGCAUGGAGGUUCCACAGGGGUUCUUCGUUCUACUCGUGGCUCUUCUGACGUCUCCUGAAGACACUGUGGUCAGUGCGUCGUCGGCCGUCCUCAUCACUUCAGAAAAUCGUAUUGUCCAGCUUGGGAGUUCGCUGACCCUCAACUGUACAACGUCCUGCUCACCUGGGAAGCCUAGAUGGGACAAGAUGACAGACUCCCACAAAGUGGAGAAAGACGAUCAUGACCAGUACAGCACCCUGACCAUUCCAGACAUCACAGUGGACGACACGACUUUCAGUUGUAAAGCAACAUGUGGGCAGAAACCGAAAAGGUCUGCUGUUGAACUUUACUAUUUUUCUGCCCUGAACAUCACCGCUGACCCAAAGGAGCCGGUGUCCGGUCAGCAGUUCCUGCUGAAGUGCAGAGUGGACAUUCACAGGGACAUGACGGCCAAGCUGAAGCUGAAGCACAAGGAGACAGUGAUGGUCACUCAGGCUAUGUGUAAAGACAGUGAAGACUACCAGCAUAAACACUGUGAGAUCUCCUGGCUCACUGAGGCCACUGGGCUGCCCUACCAGUGUGAGGCUGCUCUGCAGGUGGAGUCGUCACACCUUACAAAGACAGCUGAGCUUCAUCUGCCGCUCAGAGAAGCUAUGAGUACAAAACCUCCAAUAAAGCCCACAUCACCGCCGGCAGAAGCUCCGUCCACAGCGGCCCUGAACGUUCCUGCCCAAACAGAGCGACCGAGGCCUCUGUCCACCACCGCAUUCAAAGAAGCUAUGAGUACAAAACCUCCAAUAAAGCCCACAUCACCGCCGGCAGAAGCUCCGUCCACAGCGGCCCUGAACGUUCCUGCCCAAACAGAGCGACCGAGGCCUCGGUCCACCGCCGCAUUCAAAGCUCAGGGCUCUAAAUCCGGUCAGACUGUGACAGUCAGUGUGCCUGUCGUUCUGGUCAUUGUGAUCAUUCUUGCUGGCCUGUUUUGCUUCUUGAGGAAGCGUAAGUGUCAGGAGAAACCGAAAGGAGAAGUACCUCCACCCUAGUCUGUCAGCCUGUCAUUUUCUCAACCUCUCAGCCUCUCAGCCUGUCAGCCUCUCAGCCUCUCAGCCUGUCAGCCUCU